AUGGCGGCGGGCGGCGGAGGCGGCGGCCGGGCCUCCUCGUCCUCCUCCUCCUCCUCGGCCGCCGCCGCCUCGUCCGCGGCCGGCGCGCUCGAGGCCUCGCUCGAUAGGAAGCUGCAGGCGGUGACCAACACGAUGGAGUCCAUCCAGGGCCUCUCCUCGUGGUGCCUGGAGAACAAGCGGCACCACAGCACCAUCGUGUACCACUGGAUGAAGUGGCUGCGCCGCUCUGCUUUUCCUCACCGGCUGAACCUUUUUUACUUGGCCAAUGAUGUCAUACAGAACUGCAAGAGGAAGAAUGCCAUUGUUUUUAGGGACACCUUUGCAGAGGUGCUUCCUGAGGCUGCUUCAUUAGUGAAGGACCCAUCAGUUUCCAAAUCCAUCGAAAGAAUCUUCAAAAUCUGGGAGGACAGAAACGUGUACCCUGAGGAAACCAUUCUGGCCCUGAAAGAAGCACUGAGUACCACUUUCAAAACUCAGAAGCAGCUGAAAGAGUCUCUGAACAAACCGAAUAAGCCGUGGAAGAAAUCACAAACCUCCACCAACCCCAAAGCUGCUCUGAAGUCCAAGAUUGUUGCUGAAUUCCGACCCCAGUCCCUCAUUGAUGAGCUGCUGCUGUACAAACGCUCAGAGGAUCAGAUAGAGCUCAAGGAGAAGCAGCUUUCCACUAUGAGGGUGGAUGUCUGCAGCACUGAGACACUCAAGUGCUUGAAAGAUAAAACAGGAGGGAAGAAGUUCUCCAAGGAGUUUGAAGAGGCAAGUUCAAAGCUGGAGGAGUUUGUCAAUGGUUUGGACAAGCAAGUGAAGAACGGCCCCUCGCUCACCGAGGCGCUGGAGAACGCUGGAAUAUUCUACGAGGCACAGUACAAGGAAGUCAAGGUGGUGGCAAAUGCCUAUAAGACAUUUGCUAACCGAGUGAGCAACCUGAAGAAGAAGCUGGACCAGCUGAAAGCAACCCUCCCUGAUCCCGAGGAGUCUCCUGUCCCUUCUCCCAGCAUGGAUGCUCCAUCUCCCACGGGCUCCGAGUCCCCUUUCCAGGGCAUGGGGGAGGAGAGCAGCGCCCGCUCUCCCGCGGCUGCAGGACGCAAGAUGGUUUCUCCAGAGCCUGCGACGGAUAAUCGGGAUGUGGAGGACAUGGAGCUCUCUGAUGUGGAGGAUGAUACGUCUAAAAUCAUUGUGGAGGAGAGGAAGGACAAACAGGCAGCUCCAGCCCCGGCCCCUGCCAAGACUGAGAGUGUCCCCAAAGCGGUGCCAUCGGCUGCUGCAGCCGCCACAGCCUCGGGGACAGCGGCCACGCCAGCCCCAGCCCCUCCAACACCCCCAGCUCCAAAGGUGGUGAGCACAGCUCCCAUCCCUCUGGCACCAGCACUUGCCUUACCCAACCUGGCCAACGUGGACCUGGCCAAGAUCAGCUCCAUCCUGAGCAGUUUGACGUCGGUGAUGAAGAGCACAGGUGUGAGUCCCGCCUCGAGACCUUCGCCAGGGACCCCGACCAGCCCCUCAGCUCUCACCAGUGGCCUGAAGACUCCUGUCCUGGGAACCCCAUCUGCUCCUUCGAAUCCAUUAGCAAAUAUUCUCUCCAAAGUUGAGAUAACUCCGGAAAGCAUUCUGUCAGCUCUCUCCAAAACCCAGACUCAGACGGCGCCAGCGCUGCAAGGGCUGUCGUCCUUGCUGCAGAGCGUGGCUGGAAACACGGUUCAGUCAGGAGAAGCUGCCUCACAGAGCACCUCGGCAUCGCCAGCCAACACAACCGUGCCGUGCUUGAAGGGGAGGAAUGUUCCUUCCAAUCCACAGUCCUUUAUAGCCAAAAGUUUUGGUUAUUCUCCAAACUCAACCACCGCAGAGGUUUCCUCCACUUCAGUCAAUAAGGCUCCCGUCGGACAUACCCCAGCACUGUCAAGCUCUGGUUUUAAGCCACCAGCUAAUUCCCUGGGAUUUUCCAGUUCCCACCCUACCAGUCCUUCCUCCCUUUUGCCCACAGAAACCUCACUGAGUCAAUCCUCCGAAAUUUCAAAAGCCAAGCUGGAAUCGGAACCCCCUUCUCCCAGCUUGGAGAUGAAGAUACACAAUUUCCUGAAGGGAAAUCCCGGCUUCAGUGGCCUGAACUUGAAUAUUCCCAUCCUCAGCAGCUUGGGGUCCAGCAUGGCAACGGAGAGUCACAGCUCUGACUUCCAGCGUGGUCCCACCAGCACUUCCAUGGACAAUGUGGACGGGACGCCGGUGCGCGACGAGCGCAGCGGGACGCCCACCCAGGACGAGAUGAUGGACAAGCCAACGUCGAGCAACGUCGACACGAUCUCCCUGCUGUCAAAAAUCAUGAGCCCCGGUUCCUCAACUCCCAGCAGCACAAGGUCUCCUCUGCAGGGCCGGGAUGAUGGGUAUUCCCAAGAACUUCCCAGUUCCGUGCACGGCUACCGGCCCUUCGGCCUCGGCAGGGAGUCCCCGGCCAGCCUGUACAAGCCACCUGUGGACAGCAGGGAGAUGCCCUCCUCCUUGAUGGACUCCUCCCAGGAGAAGUUUUACCCAGAUACAUCUUUCCAAGAAGACGAGGAUUACCGUGACUUCGACUACUCCGGGCCGCCGCCCUCGGCCAUGCUGAACCUGGAGAAGAAGCCGGUCAAGUCUAUCCUGAAAUCGAGUAAACUCCCCGAUUCUGCAGAGUACCAGCCAGUGCUGUCCAGCUACGGGCAGCGCUCGCAGGAGUUCGGUGUGAAGCCAUCCUUCCCCCCGGCCAUGAGGUCCAUCCUGGAUCAGAGCGAGAGCUGUGACCCUCUGGCCUCGUCCCCGGGGAUGUUUGGGAGCUACGGCCGCAGGGGGAAGGACUCGGCCUCGGAUGGUUCCCCAUCUCCCAGCAAGAACGACGUGUUCUUCACGCCAGACUCCAACCACAGCAGCCUGCCCAAGGCCGGCCUCCCGCAGAAGCAAUACUCGGACUCGCCCCACGCGCUUCCCCACCGCUCCUCGCUCUUCUCUCCCCAGAACGCCCUCCCCAGCCCCGCCAGCCGAGCGCCCGCCGGGAGCGGGGACAAACCCUUGGCUUCCUCCAUCUCCGCCACCUCCACCAUCGAGUUCAAGAACAUGCUCAAAAACGCCUCCCGCAAACCCUCCGAGGAGAAGCAUUUUGGGCAGAUUCCCAAAAGCGGCUCCGGCGAGGCGGGGAGUUUGUCCGGGGCCGCCAAGGGCGAGCCGCAGCCGCCGGAGGAGCACUACCGCAUCGAGACCCGCGUCUCCUCCUCCUGCCUGGACCUGCCCGACAGCACCGAGGAGAAGGGGGCUCCCAUCGAGACGCUGGGCUACCACAACGCCUCGAGCCGGGGCAUGUCGGGGGAGCCCAUCCAGACCGUGGAGUCCAUCCGGGUGCUGGGCAAGGGCAGCCGGGGCCACGGGCGCGAGGGGAGCCGGGCGGGCUGGUUCGAGCUGGGCAGCGGCGGGGGCGCCUUCGACAACGGCCCCGCGGGCUCCUCGGAGCUGCCGGGCAUGGGCGGCUUCCCGGGGCCCUACAAGGAGCACGUGCCGCCCUUCCCGGAGAGCGUCAACAACUUCCGAACGAACAACUUCAGCUCCGCCUUCGAGCACCACCUGCCGCCGCCGCCCCUCGCCCCGCCGCCCCUGGAGCACGGGAACCCCUUCCCGCGGGAGCCCGUGGGGCCGCCCGCCGUGCCCCCGCCCGCUCCCGCCAAGGACCACGGCGGCCUCUUCCCGAGGGACCACCCGGUCCCUCCCCGCAUGCCGUCGGUGGAUCACGCCAACCCCUUCUCCAAGGAAACGCCCGCGCCGCUCCCGCUGCCCCACGGCGUGCCGCCGCCCCCCUCGGUGGAGCACGCGGGGGUCCCGUUCCCCACGCCCCCGCCGCCCCCGGUGCCCGGGGAUCACAGCGGGGUCCCCUUCCCCGCGCAGCCGCCGCCGGCCGGGGAGCACGGCGGGGUCCCGUUCCCCGCGCCGCCCCCGCUGGAGCACGGCGCCUUCCCCAAGGAGCACGGUACGAUGCAAGGGACGCUCAAGGAGCACUUCGGGGCGGGGGCGCAGGCCCGGGAGCCGCUGCCCCGCUCCCGGGAGCCCGCGGGGCCCGGAGCCCUGCCCCGGGAGCAGCUGGCGGGGGCCGCGCGCGGGCUGGGCCCCCCCGGGCACCGGGAGCCGUCCGGGGGCCGCGGCUCCGUCCUGCUCCGCACGCCCCGCGCCGAGUUCCGCCCGCGGGAGCCCUUCGGCGGCAGAGACCCCUUCCAGAGCCUGAAGCGGCCGCGGCCGCCCUUCGGCAGAGGGGGGGCUCCCUUCUUCACCCCCAAGCGCCCCUUCUUCCCUCCCCGGUACUGACGCAGCUCCCGGGGCUGCCCUUUCUUUUUUUUUCUUCUUUUUUUUUUUUCUUUUUUUUUUUCUCUUUUUUUUUUUUUUUUUCCCUCCCCUCAACGAUUCCUGUAACCUUCUCCUAAAUUAAAUGUUCUGUACUUUUCGGUUGGUUCUAGCCCCAGCCCCCUUCCCCGCCCACCCCCAGCAUUGGGUGAGACAAGAAAACAAGACACAAAACUGAUGUUUUAACGAGAAGAAGCCACGUUGCUGUUAAAUAAAACCUUCGGUAGUAGUUGAAAGAGUUAAGACAAAAAAUUAAAAAAAAAAAGGAAAAACUCUGAAAGCUUCGAGAGGAGCACUGAGUGGUGUUGGGGUGUUGGUUUCCAGCCGAUCCCCAAAUUGCUGCUGCAGGGAGGGGAGACCUCCCUGUUCCUCCUGUCUGCCAAAAGCACCAAAACAAGGCAAAAAAAGGGUCGAGGAACCCACCCAAACCCACCUCGGAGCUCCACGGGACUGGCAGCGAGAAGGCCCAAGCCUGUCCCCCUGCUUGGGAAGACUUUGGUUGGGUUUGGGUUCAUUUGGGGAUCUUUGGAUUUUUUGUUUUGUUUUGUUUUUUUCCCCCGGGAUCACUGUUGACUUUCUACGUGUGUGUAUAUAGCAAUCACUUUUUAAUUCCCUCCGGGAUCGUUCACCACACGCAGCCGGAGCCCGGCGGGGCCUCAGAGGGGUCCCCCCCUUACACCCAGAGCCGCCCCCGCGGCUUUUAUAUGAAGUUGGGAUUUUACUUGAUUUUAUUUUAAUUAUUUUUUUGUUGGUUUUUAGUUGCCUCCAUCGUACCUGUUUGAUACCGGUGUGGGCUUCAGGAUCUGCAUAAAAACUA
Messenger RNA from Melospiza georgiana, 5161 nucleotides. It is a transcript of the gene RPRD2, whose product is annotated as regulation of nuclear pre-mRNA domain containing 2. Gene Ontology annotation, cellular component: RNA polymerase II, holoenzyme. The record is from RefSeq and is a predicted model, not a curated record. The transcript is spliced from 11 exons. Lineage: Eukaryota; Metazoa; Chordata; Aves; Passeriformes; Passerellidae. Gene Ontology annotation, biological process: mRNA 3'-end processing. Gene Ontology annotation, molecular function: RNA polymerase II C-terminal domain binding. Bases 1 to 4308 code for a protein of 1435 amino acids.